ACAACGGUAGCUGCUUGAUCACUCGUGUCGCUCGUUGCAUUAGACAGAUAGCCAGCACACCCCCGUCGUUCAUCGGGCUCACAACUGCACUCGCCUCGCCAGUUGUAUUGGAGAGGAUAGAUAGCUCUUCGCCAGAGAAGGAUUGCCCUCUUGAGAUGGGCUGUUCUUUCAUCUCUAUCUUGGUUCCAUCCUAAUGGAUCUAAAUCUAUGGCCGCCAAGCAAAUCACGGAUGACGAUGAACUGUGUCUUCUCCUGCCACUGUCAGGGCCUCAGCCCUAUGAAUGUCAGAUACCUGUAUGCGGCUAUCUUCCUCCUGGCGAACCUGUCUGCGUGGUUCGCACGAGAGAACACCGUAUCAUAUCACCUGAAGCAGCGACUCAGCGGAUGUCAGGGUGACCGGGGUUGUCUCGCGGUUGAAAGCGUGCUCGUGGCAAGCCAUGCCUUCUUUCUCUUUUUUAUGACCAUGUUCUUCUCCACUGUACGCACCGGCAAGGUGAAUGAGUUGAGAAAUUCAUGGCACUCCGGGUGGUGGCCAGUGAAGAUUGCCCUCUUCAUGGUCUGUUCUCUCAUCUCUGUCUUGGCUCCAUCCUGGUGGAUCCAAAUCUAUGUUAUGAAACAUUGUAGAGUCAGAAGACGACGUAUCAUAUGGGUAUGGCUUUUUCCAUUUCGCCUUCGCGGCGGGCUCCAUGUACGUCAGGAUGGUGUUUGUCGGCUGGGACACACAUCAUACAAUGAAGCAAUGGAGCGUGGAUAUUGGGUGGAUGAGCACGUGGGUUCAUAUCGCCAAUGAGGCUCUCGUAGUAGUAUUCUACAUAGCAAUACUUGUUGCUAGAAUUUUCGGAAUAGGCUUGCUCCGACAUCUCCUUGCCAAGAUCUUCGGGACAGGUGACCGAUUGCAUAGUGGUGAAUCCCAGACGACGACCACACAUCUGAUGAGAUGUACACAACGUCGUCGUCUUUUUCAUCAUUCUACCGAACAACUGAGGAGACGAUGACCACAUCCGAUGAGAUGUACACAACACCGUCAUCUUUGUCAUCAUUGUACCUAACACCCGAGGAGACGCUGAACAAUGAUGCCAUUUCGAUAAGCAACUACGACACUAAUGAUCCACCUUCGCCGCCACCUGUAUCGUUGGUAUCUGAUGACGUAGACAUUUCUGAACCAUCACCUCCGCCAUCUCCGCCGCCACAUAGAGUGGAUGAGAUGGACAACUCUGAGGCAUCCUUUGUCCCACACCAUAUAGCUCCAAAUGUUUGAGGUACCAACUACCUCAGGCAAUAAUGAGGAGGAGGAUGACGAUUCUUUUAGAGAAUGGGAGAGUGAUUAAAUGUUUUCAUCAGUUACCAAUACCCCAAUUGUAGAUAGGCAUCGACGAUAUGUUGUAAUAUAGGUGGAGGCAUGUUUGUUGUAUGGAUUUUUUGACAUGGUAAGACAUGUUUGAUGCA
This is a messenger RNA of Zea mays, 1446 nucleotides long. The record is from RefSeq. NCBI's taxonomy places the organism in Eukaryota, Viridiplantae, Streptophyta, Magnoliopsida, Poales, Poaceae.